ACUGCAGCAAAUCGGACUGCAAGACUCAAACCUGCGCUAAAAAGUACACGCCAUACGGCCAAUGCUGUCCAGCCUGCAAACCGGAUUACGACUACGCGUACUGUAUGUUAGGAGACAGAAAGUACAAAGACGGGCAAAGCGUUCCCUGUAGUGACCCUUGCAAGAUAUGCAUGUGUAAGGGCGGGAAGGUGGACUGCCAGCGACGAGGAUGCCCUAUCCCGGACUGCUAUGACUACUAUGUUCCGAAUGGCAAAUGUUGUCCCGUCUGCAAAGAAGCUGACUUGAGGUGUAUAGUGAACGGUACGAAAUACGAGAACGGUGCUUCCGUUCCUGAUGACAACCCAUGCCUGGUGUGCACGUGCAACAAAGGGAAUGUGGAUUGCAAAAAGAAAGAUUGCGCCAAACCCACGUGCCAGUAUCCAUAUAUCCCUGUCGGCCAAUGCUGUCCCGUCUGCAAUAACGGUUGUGUGGUCGAUGGAGUUAACCACGAAGAAGGUGAAGAAGUGCUGGCCGAUGACCCAUGUGACAUCUGCACGUGCUCCCAGGGUGACGUCGACUGCAUGCCCCGCGCAUGCGACCCGCUCACGUGCACGAACACCUACGUGCCGUACGGAGAAUGUUGUCCAGUCUGUAGAAGAGGUUGUACACUAAAUGGCGUGAACUACAAUGAAGGUGACACCGUCCCAGAUGAUAACCCGUGUGCCAAGUGCAAGUGCAUGAACGGUGACGUUACGUGCUCGUACACAAACUGCACCAAUCCGAAUUGCGACAACAGCUACACGCCGAAGGGAGAAUGUUGCCCCAAAUGCGUCGAAGGAUGUGAAAUGAAUGGCGUUACGUACAAGGAAGGCCAAACGGUCCCAGCUGAAAACCCAUGCGCAAACUGCGUGUGUCGGAACGGCCUCGUACGCUGUAACUACACCACUUGCGAACCGUUGACCUGUGCAAACAAGGUGAAACCGGCCGGUAAAUGUUGUCCCGAAUGUAGAGAAGUUUGUGUGAGGAACGGAAAGACAUACAAGGAAGGAGAAACGGUCCCGGAUGACAACCUAUGCGCUUCCUGCACGUGUCAGAAAGGUGAAGUCACGUGCACUUACACAACGUGCACCGCACUGACGUGUAAGGACCAAUACCGACCCCACGGCGAGUGUUGUGCCAAAUGCAGGGAGGGCUGUGUUAUGAACGGGAAGACGUACAAGGAAGGUAAUUAA
Dreissena polymorpha is the source of this 1211-nucleotide messenger RNA. Its product is annotated as kielin/chordin-like protein. The record is from RefSeq and is a predicted model, not a curated record. The coding region runs from base 105 to 1211 and encodes 368 amino acids. The transcript has 14 exons. Lineage: Eukaryota; Metazoa; Mollusca; Bivalvia; Myida; Dreissenidae. Gene Ontology annotation, molecular function: protein binding.